GACAAAGUGAGACAACAAAGUCUCUCACCAACUAUAUUCUCUAUUUUUUUCAGACGAACCUAGACACCAUUCCAAUGGAUGAGCAGGUCCAAGAACCUCUUUCUGAUCAGGUUUUUAUCAACUACCGCGGAGAUGAGCUGCGCGAAAUCUUUGUCAACCAUCUAGAGCUACAAUUAAGAAACGCAGGGAUCAACGUCUUCAUAGACACUAAAGAGCAGAAAGGGAGAAGACUACAAUAUCUCUUCACAAGGAUCAAGAAGUCAAAAAUCGCGCUUGCUAUCUUCUCCAAGAGGUACUGUGAGUCAAAGUGGUGUUUGGAUGAGCUUGUGACGAUGAAUGAACAGAUGAAGAAAAAGAAACUCGUUGUGAUUCCAGUCUUCUAUAACGUAAGAUCGGACGAUGUGAAAAGAGCAGCCAAUCCCGAUGGAGAAGGCGGUCUUGAUGGAGAGUUUUCCCUUCCUUUUAAGCAACUGAAGCAAAAACAUGCAGGGGAGCCUGAGAGGGUCAAGGGUUGGGAGUGUGCCCUGAGAUCUGUGACAAAAAGAAUAGGAUUUUCCCGGUCAAAUUACGGUUACAAAUGGUUUGGGGCUGCACACGAUUUAUAUAGGGAGCUCACUAGGUCAAGAUGGACUCCUGAAUGGUUCAUAGGUUCUUUGGCAGUGGUUCUUGCGUUGUGGUUUUGGAACAAAUAUAACCAGAAAGCACCACCUCCUUCAUAAGUGGCUUUUGUGCAACUUUAUGCUGUUAAUUUGUGUGUGGUUUUAAUGGGGUGUUAAAGAUCA
Messenger RNA from Arabidopsis lyrata subsp. lyrata, 782 nucleotides. Its product is annotated as vesicle-associated protein 1-4-like. The coding region runs from base 75 to 719 and encodes 214 amino acids. The record is from RefSeq and is a predicted model, not a curated record. The transcript has 3 exons. Gene Ontology annotation, biological process: signal transduction. NCBI's taxonomy places the organism in Eukaryota, Viridiplantae, Streptophyta, Magnoliopsida, Brassicales, Brassicaceae.